AUGGCGGAGCUGAAGCUGUCACGCGAUGACAAGCCGGAGCGAAAGUGGAUUGAGAACCCCUUGACUUGGUGGCAGGGAACGAGCUACGCGUGGAACAGGAAGAUCCCACUAUGGACGGGCUCGGGUGAGGCGGAGGGGUUGUCCGAACUCUUCGUGGACAACUUGGGCUCCUUACUGGGUACCACGGGCGCGUGUGUGGGCCACAUCGGCUAUGGCAUUGUUGGCACGAUGGGUGCCUUCACUGCUGUGGCCAUGACCGAUGGCUCCACCUACGCCACAGCCGUGGCCCAGGAAUGGGAGAAGGUUUACUUCUCGCGAAACAUCCCUGGCUGUGCCUUUGCUUUGCUGUUGGGCAACCUCUACUACGCGUGGCAGUGUGGCCGCCUGGGCAACAAGGAAGAUCGAACCGACGUCACCGCCCAGCCCUAUGGCAUCAACACCACGGGCGUCUACAUCACGCUCUAUGCCAUCAACCUGGAGGCGCUGAUCUCCGCAGGUUUCUUGUUUCUCCCGGCUGCUGGUGCCACGGACGCCGACAUCCGCACGGCCGCAGUCAAUGCUGCCGACCAUGCCUGGAAGGUGUCUGUGGCCGCUAACUUCCUCUUGGGCAUUUUUGAGAUGCUUGGAGCUUUCUUCGGGGAGUCCAUCCGCAAGGCGGCACCUGCGGCUGCGUUCUACGCACCCAUGGUUGGCGUGGGUUUCGUGUACCUUGGCUUUGUGCCCAUGCUGAACAUUGCAGCAGAGCCCAUGGUUUGCCUGAUCCCGCUCCUCAUCGUGUUCAACGGCUUCUUCGGUGGGGUCCGGUACCACAUCUUCAGGAAGCUGACUUUCCCCAUUGGCCUGCUUGCCAUCCUGGCCGCUGCCAUUGCCGGAUGGUCCGGUGGUUGCGCCCGUGAGGGCGGCACGCUUGGUGCCACGAACUAUGGAUACACGCUGCAGUACUUUGACACCACAAAGGUCACUUGCACUGGCACUUCACAGACAGAAGCCCAGCGUGCAUGGGACACCUACGCUUUCCAAGACAAUGUGCUUUCAGGUGCGGUCUUUGUAGGCCUUGGUGGGUUCUCUGAGAUUGGCAGCUUCAUCACCACACUGUUCUUGGUGGGUGUGGUGGGCUUCGUGGGGACCAUGAGCUGCGUGGAGAGCGCCUCGGCAGCAGGCGACGACUACCCCAUGGCAGAGACAAUGAUUGUGGAUGGUUUGGGCACCUGCUUUGGCGCACUCUUCGGAUCCUUCUACUCCACCACAGUGUACAUCGGGCACCCCAUCCACAAGUCCCUCGGCGCAAGGCGUGGCUACAGCCUCUUCAACGGCAUCCUCUACUUCAUCCUUCUCCUCAGCGGGGUGUUCGCUGCGCUGUACCAGUCCCUGCCCGAAUGUGCCAGCGGCGCGAUCCUGGUCUUCGUUGGGUUGAUCUUGGGCCGCCAGGCAUUUGAGGAGACGCCGCCACGUCACUACCCCGCCCUGCUGCUCAGCCUUUUCCCCUACCUCUGCAAUUGGGCCAAGCUGAGCAACAUGAACGAGGGCAUCCAAAUGAUGGGCCAGGGUGGCGGCAUGAUGUUCAGCGUGGCCACCGUGCUCUCCUUCGUGGCCAUCUGGCUCUCUCUCUUCGGCUUCUUUGCCAGCCACAACGCGCCUAACGACACUGUUCCCCCGACAUUGGGCAACGAGAAGAUCGGCUUCUAUGGCAAAGAGGACCACGAGUACAACAACGGAUGGCGCUGGGCAGUCUCUUGGAGUGUGGCAACGGUGUUCUUCGCUGCGCACGUUGGCUUGCAGAAGCUGGGGAAGGUUGACGGCCCCUUUGAGCUCAAGGAUGCGGAGGCGAAGGAGGUUAAGGAGAGCAUGUAG
Molecule: messenger RNA, 1851 nt
Organism: Effrenium voratum
Lineage: Eukaryota; Dinophyceae; Suessiales; Symbiodiniaceae
Source: the annotation of a GenBank genome assembly